This is a messenger RNA of Papaver somniferum (opium poppy), 1848 nucleotides long. RefSeq lists its product as uncharacterized. Gene Ontology annotation, cellular component: chloroplast. The transcript is spliced from 6 exons. Lineage: Eukaryota; Viridiplantae; Streptophyta; Magnoliopsida; Ranunculales; Papaveraceae. Bases 325 to 1527 code for a protein of 400 amino acids. The record is from RefSeq and is a predicted model, not a curated record.
UCACAAGAGUCACAACUACGAGAGCUAGCCUCUUCUAAAAUUUCCGAGGCAUUACUUGUGAUUCCUAUGAAUUCAUGCCAUGAAGGUCUAGUUAGAGGGAGUACAGAGUCCUUCAAAACAUUUCCCCAAAAAUCUUUACCGCAAGAGAUUAGGUUUUGAAAUGAUUGGACAUAUGGGCGGUUCAAACUCUCUCAAGUUCGAUUUCAAGGGUCCACAAUUUGAUAUCCAGAUUUUCCUUCGCUGGUUUGCGUUUCCUUGAACUGUCAAUUCUCUUGCCGAAGGGGACUCAAACUCGAUCCAACUCUCGAAAUUACAAUUCCAUCAAUGGCAACUGCUUCAUUACUAGAAACAACUUCAUUUGUAGUAAGAGGAGAAUCAUCAAAAUCAUCUCUAAAUUGGAAUCCAUUACUAAAAAAGACUUUCCCAACUACACAAAUUCAUUUCCAAUCAAUUAGAAAGAAUAGGAAUUUGUUUCUCAAGAGAUCCGAAAUUAACAAUUUUAAGGUGAAAUGUUUAUUGAAAUCAGGGGAAAAGGAGGAGGAAAAAGAGAGGAAAGGGAAUUCAAUUGAUGGAAUUAUAGAAGUAAUUUCAAAAGCCUUUAAGAAAGUAAUUCAAAAGCCGGCUAUUGCUGCUAUUAUCCUGGGGCUAUUGCUUACAUAUGAUCCGCAUUCAGCUUUGGCUGCUUCUGGUGGUAGAGUUGGUGGUAGAGCUUUUUCUUCACAUUCUUCAUCAUCUUCUUCUUCGUCGCGUAGUUAUUCACCGUCUACGUCUUCGCGGGGGUUUGCUUACUCUGUGCCAUAUUCAUCUCCUUCAUUGCUUGGUUUUGGUGGUGGUGGAUUGUAUGUUGGUCCUGCUAUUGGAUUUGGUGCAGGUUCAGGUUUCUUUUUGAUAUUGGCGGGUUUCGCCGCGUUCGUUUUGGUUUCUGGUUUUCUUUCUGAUCAGUCAGAUGGAAGUGUUUUAACGGAUACACAGAAAACUACUGUUAUCAAGCUUCAGGUUGGAUUGUUGGGUAUGGCGAGGUCACUUCAAAAGGAUCUUGAUAAGAUUGCUGAAGUUGCAGAUACGUCAACUCCGUCGGGGUUGAGUUAUAUUUUGCAAGAGUCCACAUUAGCUAUGCUACGGCAUCCUGAUUAUUGCAUCUCAGGUUACUCAUCUGUGGAUGUUAAGCGAGGUAUAGAGGAUGGAGAGAAACGUUUCAAUCAACUUUCUAUAGAAGAGCGAGGAAAGUUUGACGAAGAAACACUAGUCAACGUAAACAACAUCAAGAGGCAAAGCACCACAAGCAAGAGAGACAGUGGGUUCAGUAACGAGUACAUAGUGAUAACCAUCCUUGUGGCUGCCGAGGGUGUGCACAAACUACCUGCCGUCAACGGCAGUGCUAACUUGAAGGAAGCAUUGCAGAAGCUUGGUUCCAUCCCCACCAGCAAAAUUAUGGCGGUUGAGGUGUUAUGGACUCCUCAAAAUGAAAAUGACACGCUGACAGAACGCGAGUUGCUUGAGGAUUACCCACUCUUGAGGCCUCUAUAAGCUGGAUUAUGUUCUUUUUUAAAAUGCUUUAGUCUUCAAGGAAUGAGCUCAGAGGUUAGGAUCAGUGUUGGCCAACUGUUUGUCUGUAAUAGUUAUGAGAUAUAUAGCAAAAUAUUGUACAUAAUACGCAUGAAUUAGCUGCAAACUGCUCCCCUUUUUGCCCUGGUUGUAUAUGGAAUAUUUACAUUGUAACCUUAACCUCAAGUGUUGUACUAAAAAAGACACUGGAAGAGAAACGGGCAUGGUCUAGGGGUUGCUAGUGGUUGCCGAUGCUGGACAUACUUUAACCAAUACUGUUUGCAAAAGUUUCCUGAUAGGAAA